AUGGGCGUGAAUUCGGCACUAUCUGCCUGUGGCACGAAGCAGCAUUGGACAAGAGUUUCGGACUUGCUGGCCACAAUGUCGACGCUAGCCAGCACACAGCAGUCAAAAAGUUACAACAGCUCAAUAACAGCCACCCACCGUUCCAGCUAUUGGUGCUUGGCAGCACACCUGCUGGAUGAGAUGCACCAAGCUCGAGUGGUACCAGAAGAUACGAUAUCCCAGAAUGCUGUGAUCAGCUCUUGCGAACAAGGGCGGUAUUGGUCUCGCCCUGGAGCUUCUGAGCGAUCUGCCCCUCGGCCAGAGACACACCUUGCUUUCCAGCACUUGAAGUACCCGGACAAGUUCAGCCUUUCUGCGAGCAUCGGCUCCUGCAUUGGCGCCAGUUUCUGGACUGGUGCAAUGGCCCUACUUCAGGCACAUCUGCAGCUCUCAAAUGAGGUCAGUUAUGGUGCGACCAUCAGUGCGUGUGAGAAGGGCUACGAGUGGAGUUGGGCCCUGGAACUGGUUUCUUGCAUGGGUGCUGCUGCCUUGUUGCCGAACACCACAUGCUGUAACUCCGCGAUUUCUGCUUGCGAGAAAGGCUUCCGCUGGUUGAAUGCCCUCGCAGUUUUGCAGGUCAUGGCCUCUUUGCAGGUGAAGCGUUCUUUGGCUGAAUGUGUAGAGUGGGUAGUUUCGGCAAACGCUUGCAUGCUUCCACUUGAUGAGUGGAAGGAGGAUGCAAUUGGUUCCGACGCAGACUUCCAAGACUUGUUCUAUGCAGACUUUAACAGGGCCACGGGUGAAGAGUUCGACUCCUCAAAGGACAAGGCUAGGGAGCCAGCCGUUUUUGACCUCGGUAAAGGUGAGGUCAUCAAAGGCUGGGAAGCAGGGAUUCCCACCAUGCGGGUUGGCGAGGAAGCCAGGCUGACCAUUGCUCCAGAACUAGCCUAUGGCGUGGACGGCUUGCCGCCAAAGAUACCAUCAAAUGCGACUCUCGUCUUUGACGUAGACCUCCUUAGCUUCGAUUGCAAGGACAACCUGUUUGGCGACUGGGCCUGCAUGAGGACCGUCAUCCGUGAGGGUGAUGGCUGGGGCUGCCUGAUGGACGACUGCGAGGUGGAGAUUUCGAUCCGAGCAGAAGCCGAGGAUGGUCGCACGCUCGAAGAACGCCGACAGGUACCGUACAACCUUGGCUCAGGAAAGCUGGGCGACUUAAGCCUGGUGGCAGACCGUGCCUUGCGGGAGAUGAAGAAAGGCGGCUUGGUGGAGCUGAGGUGCGCACCAAAGUAUGCCUACGGAAACGACUCGCAUGGAGAAGUCACAAUCCGAAUAGAAGUGCACGAGGUGUACAUGGACGAGGAUGUGACUCCCAACAAGACCGGCGAGGUGAAGAAAAAACAGCUCCGCGAGGGUGCCAAGAACGAGUCACCGAGGGACACUGCGCAGUGCAUACUCAUCGUGGAGGUGGUGAAGGACAGCAAGGGCGUCUUGAUUGCGUGCUUUGACGGCCCAACUGAAAUCACUUUCCGAGCCGGUGAUGGCUACGUGUGCGAUGCAUUGGAGCUUGCCGUCAAACACAUGAAUGAAGGGGAGCGGGCAAUUGUCACUUGCUCCACUCCAUCCAUGUGCGCUGAUCCUGCAUUGAAGCUGUCAGUCCAGGAAGGAGAAGAGGCAAUCUUUACCGUCGAGCUCAAGAGUUUCCGCCAAGCACGGGGCACUUUUGAAAUGCCUGAAGGGGACAAAAUGGCCUACGGUGCAGAGCGGAAAGAGACCGGGUCUCGGCUCUUCCGGGAAGGAAGGUACUUCCUGGCUUUGCAAAGAUACCGUGGAGUCCUCGAGUUCCUUUCAUAUUGCGAGAACCUUAGCGAGGCUGGUAAACUGCAGAUGAAAGAACUGAAGAAGACUUGCGAGUUGAACCAAGCACAGUGCCGCCUGAAGUUGGGUGAUUUCUAUGGCGCAAAGGUUGCAUGCGAUGCCGUUCUGGCAGAGGAGCCCACUAAUCUCAAGGCUCUCUUCCGCCGGGCGAGUGCCAACCUGAAGCGGAGAGAUUUCGCCGAUGCGCUGAGUGAUCUGAAGCUGCUCUUGGAACUGGAUCCAAAAAACUCCGAUGCCAGACGGUUGCUGCCAGAGGCACAAAAGGGAGCAAAAGAAGGCGAGAAGAAAGCCAGAUCCAUGUAUGCCAAGAUGACAAAGAGCCUGGGAACGGGCAAGGAGGACGUAAAGGGCAUCCAGUUCAGUUUCGACCCGGAGCCCGAGUCGUUCUCUGCAUUGUUCCUGGAUUCGCCGGCUCGCAACACGUCCUCAUGCAAUGCUGGCGACUACCGCCUGUAUGUUGGUGGCGGAGCGAUCAACAGAGCUUUCGGGGACCUGCUCAAGAGGGAACAGGGGCUGCAGUUUGGCAGAACCUCCGAGGACUACCGACAGCUGCACAUGGAGCUGCUGCAUGCCAGCCGGAAGGCGGGUCGGAAACUAGUGUCAGCCAGGGAUUUGCCCAAGGCUGCGGCUUUGCUGCCAAAGCUUUCACUACUAGCAGCAUUCGGCCGCGCAGCUGAUGAAGUCGAGCUGGAAGACGAGAAAGGUGCCGUGCCUGAACUCCGUGGGGCAAUAG
Symbiodinium pilosum is the source of this 2587-nucleotide messenger RNA. Lineage: Eukaryota; Dinophyceae; Suessiales; Symbiodiniaceae. The record is from the annotation of a GenBank genome assembly.